AUGGGAGGAGCGGCCUCCACUGCCAGCGGCUCUCCGGGGCCCAUCCUGCAAGGCAAGGCCUUGCUGGUAGCCUGCAAGACAAGCAACUGCUACGUGUCAGGAUCGGAGUGGGCAGGAAGCGGCUGCGAAGCUCACCUUGCUGAAGCUCUUCUUCACAAAUUGGGCUUCCUGAAACACAAAAUCUUAAUGGUUGCCAACAAUCCAAAGAGCGGAAAGAAGGUUCUCACAAAGAACAUGCUGAUGUCAGGACUGGCAUGGCUGAUCGAUGGUGUCAAGAGUGGAGAUCACCUGGUGUUCUACUUUUCCAAUUCUUCCAAUUUUACACAGGCAGACCUGUGCAGUGCUGUCAAGGAAGUCCUUAUAGAAAACAUCCCUGUGGGGGCGACACUGCAUGUUAUUGGGGAUGGGGCGCACUCACGGAACCUCAUGCAACUUCCCCACGCAUGGCAUUGGACGAAUGCCAAGAAGGGGAAAGCAUGGAAGGGUCUCCAAAACUUGUCUUCUAAGAUGCUGAAUGGGAUGCAGAAGGGCAGUGUCAGGAGUCCCAUCAUUCAGUUCACACCCAUCAGCGAGGUGGAUGAAAACAGUGAGAAGUUGCCACUGGAUGACGAGGACCACCGCACCCUCUUCCUUCCAGGAGCCCUCACCUUGUGCCUGCUGUACGCUGUGGAAACGGCUGGCCUCAAGCUGGACUACGGGGAUAUGGUCGACCUCAUGGUGGAGGGAGCCAGAAAGCUGCAGGAAGGCCUGGACGACGUAUUGAUGCAUGUUUCAGAGAGCCGCUCCUCCUUUUCGCCCAUGCGCCACCACUCCAUCCUUGUUGGCGAGCUCGUGGUUCAGUUUGCUGCAAAUGCGGACUCGGAUAUUGUGAUGACUGUGGCCUAUCGGGGGGUGAGCUUCCGAGAUAUCAUGCUGAUCCCGCGCAGGUUGAUCGUGGAUGGGACCUGGCAUGCGGGGUUCACUGCACCUAGCGUGUCGGCGAACAUCCACAUCAGCGCUGCCAGAAGGGUCUUCAGUUGA
This is a messenger RNA of Ostreobium quekettii, 1020 nucleotides long. The record is from the annotation of a GenBank genome assembly. Lineage: Eukaryota; Viridiplantae; Chlorophyta; Ulvophyceae; Bryopsidales; Ostreobiaceae.